CAUGUAUACAAAGUGCUUCCUUGAGCUCCACCUCUUUUGCAGUCCAUCAGUUGAGGAUCAAACAGAAGUGAGAAGCUAAAGUGGAAUAAUAAAUGCAAGAGCUAUUCGGCUAAUUGAAAAGGAGACAGAAAAUAGAUGUCCACGCCUACAGACCCUGGUGCCAUGCCUCAUCCUGGCCCUUCCCCUGGACCAGGACCUUCACCUGGACCGAUUCUAGGACCUAGCCCAGGACCAGGGCCAUCUCCUGGCUCAGUACACAGCAUGAUGGGGCCAAGUCCUGGUCCACCCAGUGUCCCGCACCCGAUGCCGUCAAUGGGGCCUACUGAUUAUCCACAGGAAGGCAUGCAUCAAAUGCAUAAGACCAUUGAUGGCUUGCAUGAAAAAGGAAUGGUUGAAGAUGUUCACUGUAGCUCCAUGAAGAGUAUGCGACCUCCUCACCCUGGAAUGGGCCCACCUCAGAGUCCAAUGGACCAGCAUAGUCAAGGUUAUAUGUCUCCACACCCAUCUCCACUAGGAGCCCCAGAGCAUGUGUCCAGUCCGAUGUCUGGAGGAGGUCCAACUCCACCACAGAUGACUCCCAGUCAGCCAGGACCCAUUAUGCCAGGAGACCCACAAGUUAUGAGUCAACCUAACAGAGGUCCUUCCCCUUUCAGCCCUGUACAGCUACAUCAGCUCCGAGCUCAGAUUCUAGCCUACAAAAUGUUAGCUAGAGGUCAGCCUUUACCAGAAAACCUCCAACUUGCUGUUCAAGGAAAGAGGACCCUGGUCAUUGCCCAGGUAUUAGUUUCUUUCCUCUGUCAAAUUGCAGGUAUUGGGUUACAUGCAAUAAGUGGUCCUGUAACUGGGCCAGGGCCUGCUCCAGGAAUACCUGGACAUACAGCUGCCAUUACCCCUAAAACUUGGACGGAAGGCCAAGCUCCGGAUAUGAGUGUUUCCAGUACACCACAGAAGCUUGCUGUACCACCUCCUAGUGGGAGGCCUUCUCCUGCCCCCCCUGCUGCCCAGCCUGCUGCUGCUAUGCCUGGGCCUUCUGUACCACAGCCUCCGCCUGGCCAGCCUUCACCCAUUGUUCAACUGCAGCAAAAACAGAAUCGUAUUAGCCCUAUCCAGAAGCCACAAGGACUGGAUCCUGUUGAAAUACUCCAAGAACGUGAAUAUAGGCUUCAGGCUCGAAUUGCUCACAGAAUUCAGGAACUGGAGAACUUACCUGGCUCUUUGCCUCCUGAUCUGCGUACCAAAGCUACAGUGGAGUUGAAGGCACUUAGGUUACUGAAUUUCCAGCGCCAGCUAAGACAAGAGGUGGUAGCUUGCAUGCGUCGUGACACAACACUGGAGACAGCACUGAACUCCAAAGCCUACAAACGAAGCAAGCGCCAGACUCUGAGGGAAGCCCGUAUGACCGAAAAACUUGAGAAACAGCAGAAGAUAGAACAGGAGAGAAAGCGUAGACAGAAGCAUCAGGAAUACCUGAACAGCAUAUUACAGCAUGCUAAAGAUUUUAAAGAGUACCAUCGGUCAGUGGCUGGGAAAAUUCAGAAACUUUCUAAAGCCGUGGCAACUUGGCAUGCCAACACUGAGCGUGAGCAGAAAAAGGAAACAGAGAGAAUUGAGAAAGAAAGAAUGAGAAGACUGAUGGCUGAAGAUGAAGAAGGGUACCGUAAACUGAUUGACCAAAAGAAAGAUAGACGCCUGGCUUACCUGUUGCAGCAAACAGAUGAAUAUGUGGCUAACCUGACUAAUCUGGUUUGGGAGCAUAAACAGGCACAGAAAGCCAAAGAGAAGAAGAAGAGGAGGAGAAGAAAGAAGAAGGCAGAAGAAAAUGCGGAAGGAAUGGCAUCUGGUCUUGGUCCUGAUGGAGAGCCCAUAGAUGAGAGCAGUCAAAUGAGUGACCUUCCAGUCAAAGUGACUCACACUGAAACAGGCAAAGUUCUUCUUGGACCAGAAGCACCAAAAGCAAGUCAGCUGGAUGCCUGGCUGGAAAUGAACCCUGGCUAUGAAGUUGCUCCCAGGUCAGACAGUGAAGAUGAAAGUGGCUCUGAAUAUGAGGAGGAGGAUGAUGAAGAAGAAUCAAGCAGGUUAGAAGCAGAUGAGAAGAUACUUCUGGAUCCUAACAGUGAGGAAGUUUCUGAGAAAGAUGCUAAGCAAAUCAUUGAGACAGCCAAACAAGACGUGGAUGAUGAAUACAGUAUGCAAUAUAGUGCCAGAGGGUCUCAGUCCUACUACACCGUUGCUCAUGCGAUCACAGAAAGGGUGGAGAAGCAGUCUUCUCUUCUUAUUAAUGGCACACUAAAACAUUAUCAGCUCCAGGGACUAGAAUGGAUGGUUUCACUCUAUAAUAACAAUUUGAAUGGAAUUUUAGCUGAUGAAAUGGGGCUAGGAAAAACCAUACAGACUAUUGCACUCAUCACUUACCUGAUGGAGCACAAAAGACUCAAUGGCCCCUAUCUCAUUAUUGUUCCCCUUUCGACUUUAUCCAACUGGACAUAUGAAUUUGACAAGUGGGCUCCUUCUGUGGUGAAAAUAUCUUACAAGGGUACACCUGCAAUGCGCCGCUCACUUGUUCCUCAGCUUCGAAGUGGAAAAUUUAACGUUCUUUUAACUACUUAUGAGUACAUAAUAAAGGACAAACAUAUUCUUGCUAAGAUUCGAUGGAAAUACAUGAUAGUAGAUGAAGGCCAUCGAAUGAAGAACCAUCACUGCAAGCUGACUCAGGUCUUAAACACGCACUAUGUGGCCCCUAGGCGGAUACUGCUGACUGGGACUCCUUUGCAGAACAAACUGCCUGAACUUUGGGCUCUUCUCAACUUCCUCCUUCCAACCAUUUUCAAGAGCUGUAGCACAUUUGAACAGUGGUUCAACGCUCCGUUUGCCAUGACUGGAGAAAGGGUGGACUUAAAUGAGGAAGAGACUAUUCUGAUCAUCCGUCGUCUCCACAAAGUGCUUCGACCCUUCUUGCUGAGAAGAUUGAAGAAAGAGGUCGAGUCUCAGCUGCCAGAAAAGGUGGAAUAUGUCAUCAAAUGCGAUAUGUCAGCUCUUCAGAAGAUCCUGUACCGUCACAUGCAAGCCAAGGGAAUCCUUCUUACAGAUGGUUCUGAGAAAGACAAGAAGGGGAAAGGUGGGGCAAAGACUCUUAUGAACACUAUCAUGCAAUUGAGAAAGAUAUGCAACCACCCAUAUAUGUUUCAGCACAUUGAGGAGUCCUUUGCUGAACACCUAGGCUACUCAAAUGGUGUCAUCAAUGGAGCAGAACUAUAUCGGGCUUCAGGGAAGUUUGAGCUACUUGAUCGUAUUCUA
Molecule: messenger RNA, 3294 nt
Organism: Struthio camelus australis
Lineage: Eukaryota; Metazoa; Chordata; Aves; Struthioniformes; Struthionidae
Source: RefSeq, a predicted model, not a curated record